Penaeus chinensis is the source of this 4636-nucleotide messenger RNA. RefSeq names its product PHD finger protein rhinoceros-like (gene Cep97). Gene Ontology annotation, molecular function: protein binding. Bases 28 to 3660 code for a protein of 1210 amino acids. The record is from RefSeq and is a predicted model, not a curated record. NCBI's taxonomy places the organism in Eukaryota, Metazoa, Arthropoda, Malacostraca, Decapoda, Penaeidae. The transcript has 18 exons.
UUGUCGCAUCAAAACACAGGCUCGAACAUGGCCUCCUCAGGAGAGGAAAAAGAUGAAGCACAAGACGAUCCAGUUGCCAGUGACUCAGAGGUAGUUCUUGAUCUGUGUGGCCGCCGCCUGAAGCGCCUGGAGAAGGCACCUGCCAACCAGGCCUUUGCAACGGCACUUGUCUUGGACAACAACUGCCUCCAAAACCUCUCCAACCUUGACAGCUAUGGGGAACUUGAGAGGCUUUCUAUUGCCAACAACCAAGUUGUGCGUAUGUACUGGUUUGCACGCAUGUACUCUUUGCGUGUUCUCAACCUUCCCAACAACUGCAUUGUCCAAAUUGAGGGUAUGCGGGAACUGAUCCAUCUUGUACACCUGAAUUUGGCUGGAAAUAAGAUAAAGAGUAUUGAGGGUCUAACCAAUAACCGUACCUUGGAACACCUCAACCUGUCAGGAAAUGCUAUAACUCAUGUCAACGACCUCUCCAUGCUGAAGAGUCUAAAAGAGCUCUUCCUUCACCGCAAUCGCAUCACAACCCUUUACCGAUGCAACAAGUACCUGCCAUCUAGUCUCAUCAUCCUCACUCUGUCUGACAAUGCUCUGGCUGAUCUUAAUGACCUAUCAAAUUUGUCCCACCUGAAUCUUCUGGAGCAAGUCACCAUUCUCAACAAUCCUUGCCUUGACCCUAUUCAGCCCACAGAUGAAUCAGGAGCCCCAAUUGGGCCCCCCCUUGGCUUUGAUUAUAGACCUUAUGUCAUCAACUGGUGCCUUAAUUUAAAGGUUCUAGAUGGAUACAAGGUGACUCCAAAAGAGAGCCUGAAAGCAGAGUGGCUGUACUCACAGGGCAAAGGGCGUGGCUUCCAGGUUGGAGAGCAUGCAGCACUUGUCCACUACCUCUCAGGUGUAUGCCUGGCUGGAGGGGGCUGGGGAGGAGCCGACCUCCCAGAUGAUGAUGACAAGUUGGCUAAGAUUCUCCAGCUGGCUAAGCAGCACCAGCAUGACCUGCGACAUGCAGUUAAUGGACAGGAUAACAGUGAGUCAUCCAGUGGACGAGGUAGCCGGUGCAGCAGCCACCAUGACUCUCCUGCCAUGCACAGACGCAGUGUCUCCAGGUCGACCUCCCUUAGACGAAACACGGAUAAUGUUUUGCAAGACUUUUCAAAAAGUUCAUGCAAAGAUAAGCACUUACGAUAUAAAAGAUAUCCAACCCCAUCUCGCCCUGCCCCAGUGCGUGAGUGCCACCGCCGCACCCACUCUCACUCUGCUGCCACAAGAAGUGACUCAGGCUCACGUUCCCAGCAGAGCCAGUCAUAUCAUGUAGAGCUGUCUAACACACUGUAUGGGGGAGACCUACGCACACCUGACACCCCAAGCCUUAUGACGCAGAGCAUGGACCCAGCUAUCCUGUCGCAGUUGGCUGGUAAUGGCCCAAGAGGGCAAGUGGACCCUAUGUCACUGAGCCUAGGGGCAGAACAGAUGUCUCGAUCGUUGGGCAUAGAUCCCAUGUCCCGGUCAAUGGGUGAAGAGGAGAUGAAGCGUUGCCUGGAGCUGGACCCUAUGACACAGAGCCAGGGCCCAGAGCAGCUAGCUCGAAGCUUGGCACAACCUGAGCCCUGUGGUGGACUGAUGACACGCAGCUUGGACCUAGGCCCGAUGACCAAUGGAGAGGCAGAGGUGUGGGGUGAGCGCACACUACUACCACCCACUGGCCAUCCCAGGCCUACCAGCCUCUUUGGGGAUGAGAAGGACCUGGUGCUGGAGGAUGUCACAGCCCAAGAGAGCAGUAGCCAGCUAGUGGGUUCAACCAAGUUUGUCCCAGCUCCUGAGAGCAUCAUGAGUCCUGAGUACCAGGCAGCUGUAGCUUCUGCACGCUCUGCACAGUGCCAUGGGGCCUCUAGUCAGUGUUCUUCCUCCUCCCGUGCACAACACAGUUCAAGUGCCGUUGUCCGCUCAAACUCUGCCUCCAGAUCCCAGCGCCCUCCUCCGUCCGCAAGGCCCACGUCUGCUCCUCAAGCUUCCCCAAGACAAACAGCAGUGCGGUCAUCAUCAGUUACUAGGCCUCGAGCCUCACCCAUGAAAAGUCCAGCCACUGUUGAUCUCAUACGGGGCUCCCCUUCCCGCCCCUCCCAGCGUCCUGCAAGUGGCUCCUCCUCCUCAACUGCUGCAUCAGGGCUCUCCACACUGCCUAGACCAAAGCCUUCUCCCCGACUGUCACCCAGAUAUGCACGCUCUGGCUCAGUGGAACCCUCACCAAGACGCCAAGGGUCAGCUAAGAAGAACAAAGUGCCAUCACCACACCAUGGCUACUCAGAUGCAGAUUCGGACAACACAGAUUCGGAGAUGUCUCUAUCCAAGUUGCAGACAAUCAAGAGCAUUGCAGCAGAGAGAAAACAGAGUGAAAAGCGGACACGAGACAACAGCCGAUCAUCCUCAUCACAUGCUUAUGACCCAGAAAAGUACAAGGGGGGAGCAGCCAUCAGGAGCUCCAGCAACAAUGGCCGUCGUAGGUCAAGCAACAGCAGUAGUGGAAGUAGCACAGCAACCUCAGACAUGAACAAAACACAAGCAGCCAUAACGCUGCAGAAGCACUGGAGAGGUUACCAGACAAGAAACAAUGAUCCCAAGGCAGCUAAGAUUAGGGAUGACAUCAGACAUUCCAGGGCUGAACAACACAUCAAACACUUGACGGAGAAACUGCGCAGCACCGAGGAGGCCCUUGAGCGUGAAAGACGGCUACGGCACAUGCAAUUAGAUGCCAUCCGCACUCUCUGGAGAGAAAUCCAGAAGCUGCAGGUCAAUAAGCGUGAUGGUGUGAACACCCCAUCCACCCCCAUGACCCCUCUUACCCCCCUCACACCUUUAGAUGCUAAGGAGGGAGCCACAGGUGGUCCCAAGAAGUACUCUGAAGAGAGUGUCAAAGAACUUACUCAGUUCUGCCAGUCAUUGCAGGGCCAGGUGGGGCAGCUCCAGGAGUCACUGACAAUGGUCACUCAGGUGAUGAAUGCCUUCUGCAACCUUCCUGGAUCACAGUCACUGCUGACAAUGUCACAGUCAAGUGGGUCUGGCCAUGAGCGAUCACCAGGUGGAGCAGAUUCACCUAACUCUCAAAGUGCAGGAGCUCCCACAGCCCCCCUCAGUGAGUCAGUCACAUCCUUGACACACUCCAUCCGUGCACUUACCACCUCCAUUGUCAAAUCCCCUUCAGCACAUGUGGAGAGAAGAGUGUCAGGUGAAGGCCUUAUGGAAACAUGUGGCGAGAGCAGUGGCAGAGAAGGCAGUAGGAGGACCAGCUGUGAGGGCGGGAAUUGCAGUGAUGGCUCUGAGGGUACUCCAGUUGCUUGCCAGAAGCAGCCCAGCCACCUCGACCACCUUAAAAACACUGAGAUGGUUAAUUCAGUCACAUCGUUGGCUUCAGCUGACCUCAACUCAACUGCCUUGGAUGCCUCCACACUUUCUGUAGAUUCAGCAGAAGGAGGUGAGGCAGAUGCAACAGGACGUGAUGAGGCAGAGCUCUCUGAAUCCAGCCAGUCUUCUCUUUCGGGGAGUCUCUCGGGAAGCCACUCUGGAAACCAGUCAGGGAGUUCAGCCAGACAGGCAGCUACACAGGGGCCUCCAAGACCCUCUUCCCUCCCAGUCCCACGCCCUCACACACCACGCAGCACUGCCUCCUGACCCCUGGGCCCCCCACCUGCACUUGCCCUCCCUCCCUCCCUGUACCCCACCUUGAGACCAGCUCCUCGUGUCAUCCAACACUAUGCCACCGCUCUCUUGUCCUCAGUGCUCACUGGCCUCACUCUGCCUGCUGGAAACAAACUUAAGUGAUCUAGCAAGGAAGGGACUCGCGAGAAAACCAAGACAAACAAGGAAUCAUCAGGGUUGGGGUGUUAACAAAAAAGUCAUGAUCUCAUGGAAUCUCUCUGAAUGGCUGCUUGUGUUGUUGAAGCCAUUGCCACAAGGAAAGAAUCUUUUUAUAAUGCCAAAUGUUCUCUAGUCUAAAUUUAGAUGUAUUUUAUCAUUGUCCCACAAUGAAAAGAAAAAAAUAAUAGUGAAUAGUCAUCUUUAGACAUCAAAGAAGUUGCUGGAAGGACUAUAAGAUGUACAGAACUUAGAAGGACAAGGAUGCAGAAGUGAUAAGUCAUUUAGGUUAAUGUUUUCAUUUCUUUUUCCCAACAUUUAUACAUAAGUUCAAAGCAAAAACAAAAAGGCUUGUGGUUAGGUUUAGUCAGUUUAGUUGUCAAUGAACAUUUAUGUUGAAUAUGUUACUUUUUUUCUCUUUUAUUAUUAAGAAUAUCAUUGUACAGUGUUUUUUUUAUCUAAAGUUAUCCCAUGUAGUGCAGAUGUACCAGGGUUAGUCACAACAGUAAUCAGCAUACUUACCUUUUCCUUAUGUAGGUAUGAUAGUUUGAUAACCAAGAGGAGGCUUAGUUUCUGUAUAGAUCUAUUGUCCUUUGUAAUUUUUCUCGCUUUUCAGUAUGAGCUUAUCUCUCAACAACUUAACUCAACUUAACCAUACUUCAUAUUAUCUUAUACAUACUGUAUGUGAAACUGUAUGUAUGUACAAUAUAUUGUGCCCGUGGAUGCGUGGAUGCAUGGAUGCGUAUGUGUGGAUGCGUGUGUGUGGAUUCAUGUGUGUGUGGAUGCGUGUGUG